AGUCAACUGUGCAGGCCCCACCCUUUGUGUUGCUUACCGCCAGUCAAUCAAAAUAGAAACAAAUCUUGACAGUUAUCACCUAUUUCUACGCGCCCGCCGUCAAUAACUGACUACCGGUCAUGUCGGGUUGGUUGUAGCUGCAAAAACUCUCCGUUUAACGGCAAGUCACGCCAUGACUGCGCCAGAACAACCCAUGAAAGCAGACGAAAUGGCUGCUUUGGACGUCAACAGCAAUCAGAGCAACUUUUUGCAACAUGAAGACGGCACGGGCAAUCAGGACAUUGAGUCGUCGUCCCUCGACCUGCUCGCGACCACCUGCACUAAGGUUGGCUCACCGGCAUCAGAGGUGGACAGAGGUGCUGCCGCUGGUGUGGCUACAGAUCAGACUUCUGCACAGCUUACAGUGUCUGAUAAAUGGGAGGUGUUAGCCCCCACCACGGCUGCAAAGGAUGACUCCGGGAUACUCCAGAUCCAAGGCCAAGGAAUAUUAACGUCAAAUGGACAGUACGUUCUUCCUCUCCAGAGUUUGCAGAGUCCGCCGAUUUUCGUGUCGUCGGGAAGCGACACUGCCUCUGCCAAUUCAGUGCCUAGCAUUCAGUACCAAGUAAUCCCUCAGAUUCAGACUACAGACGGACAACUGAGCUUCGCCACCACAGGGUUGGAGGGAGCAAAUCUGAGUCAGGAUGCGGCGGGACAGAUUCAGAUCUUACAUGACGGUAGUCAAGGUCUGUGUGUGACCUCUGCUGCGAGCAUCCUUACCAACAACCAGAGCCUCGUAUCACAGACUGGGACUAUGCAUCAGAUCCAGGGGAUUUCUAUCGGCAGCUCCGCGUUCAACAACCAGGCUCAGGUUGUUACCAAUGUGCCUGUGGGUUUGCCGGGGAACAUCACUUUUGUUCCGAUCAACAGCAUAGACUUGGAGGCGCUAGGCCUAUCCGGGGCCCAGACUAUCGCCACGGGCGUCACUGCAGACGGCCAGCUAAUCAUGGCGGAUCAACCGGGUAGCGGCUCUGAGAGUCAGGAGAAGACCGGCGACGGCCUCUCGCAGACAUUAUCAGCGAAUGAGGUCAAUGCUGAGCUUUUUGUGCCCACGUCUUCCUCCCAGCUGCACAAUUCCACCGGCGAAUCCAGCCUCCUGACCCAGGACACCUCGUUGUCGUCUGUGGCAACGCAGCGGUCCGACUCCAACGCCGGCUUCCAGCAGGGUUUCAUCCAACAAACUCCAGAGCCGAACAUCCAGGCGACGUCCGCUCCGCCCGUCGUCCAGCUGCAGCAGGUGCCCCUGCAGACCGCCAACGGGCAGGUGGUCCAAUCGGUGGCUGCGGCCGGCCAAGGCGUGCAAAACCUUCAGCUUAUCAACCCCGGGACCUUCAUCAUCCAAGCCCAGACGGUGACCCCGUCAGGCCAGAUCCAGUGGCAGACCUUCCAGGUGCAAGGUGUGCAGAACCUGCAAAACCUUCAGCUUCCCACCACUGGCUCUCAGCAGAUCACUCUGGCUCCCGUCCAGACCCUCUCACUGGGGUCCAAUCCGGUCGGCGUCAACACUGGUCAGAUGCCCAACAUACAAACAGUGACAGUCAACUCAGUGGCGCAACAGCAAGGAAAUGCAGACAUGCCAAGAGACAUCCGGAUAAAGGAGGAGCCAGACUCAGCGGAGUGGCAGCUAAGCUCCGAUUCCACCCUAAACACCAGCGAUCUGUCCCACCUUCAGGUCAGGCUAGUGGAGGACGAGGAGUAUAUUGGCCUGGGAGGCAAAAGGCUACGUCGGGUGGCCUGCACUUGCCCUAACUGUAAAGAAUCUGGUGGGAGGGGAUCCGGCAUGGGGAAGAAGAAGCAGCACAUCUGCCACAUCACAGGCUGCGGCAAAGUCUAUGGAAAGACGUCACACCUGCGAGCACACUUGCGUUGGCAUUCCGGAGAGCGACCUUUUGUCUGCACUUGGAUGUACUGCGGGAAAAGGUUCACGCGCAGCGACGAGCUGCAGAGACAUCGGAGAACACACACAGGCGAGAAGAAGUUCGUGUGCCCGGAAUGUUCCAAGCGCUUCAUGAGAAGCGACCACCUGGCCAAGCACAUCAAAACCCACCAGAACAAAAAAGGCGUGAACUCCGGCAGCACCAUGGUGACGUCGCUGGAGUCGGCGGGCUCCUCGGACAGCCUCAUCACCACGCCGGGCGGGACCACGCUCAUCCUCACCAACAUCCAGCAGGGCUCCAACAACGCCCAGGACAUCCUGGCCAACGCCGAGAUCCCCCUGCAACUCGUCACCACCUUAGCGGCCAGCGAAGUCAUGGAGUGAUUUGACGCGACGCUUGCACAAACUCACGCGGCGGGCGCCAUUCUCGUAUACUCCUUCCCGUUUUUUUUUUAUUCCAGUUUAGAAGAAAAAAACUAAAUAAAUGAAAUAAUGAUAUAUAUUUUACCAUUUUAAAAGAGAAAGUCCGCUCUGCUGUGAAGUGGAGUUAAGAAUAGAAGAAGACAUUGCAGUAAUUACACAAGGAAAUGCCUUAUUUUGUACGACGUAGUGUAGUGCAGGUAUAGGGUGCCCUCAAUCAACCAUGUCAAUCAUGUUUUUCCACCUUUUCUUAUCGUCACCUUAUGUCCUUCUUUGCCUCACCCCCAAGUCAAAUGUACCCUAAAUUACUGUCUUUGAUGCAAAUGUAUUUAAAUUGCUCUUUUUUUUUUUUUUUUUUCUUCCCCGUCUUUUGUGAAGAUGCAUUUUCCUCACAGCUUCCGGUUAAGCAAUUCUCACUGCAGUUUCUUGGGUGGAAACAACAAUUUUUCUAACUUAAUUUUAGAAGGACCAACAUUUCAAUGGAUCAUUAGAUAUUUUGGAGCAGAUCGUUAUGUUGGCAGCAUAAAUGCGUUUUGUAAAGAACAAGAUCUUUUGUAAGCCAUCUUUGGUGAGAGUUGCCAAAUUUGCCUCAGGGUGAGUUUUAACUGCAUCGUAACACAAGUGUAGAUUGAAAAUAUCCCCUGUAACGUCUCGAUUUUGGAGACAAAUCCUUUCAGAUGGACCAAAAGCUCAGAAGAAAGACAGCGCUCAUUGCGUAAUUAGCCAGGUCACGUCUUUAUUUUUCCCCCAUUUGAUGAUGCUUGCUUCUUUUAUUGAAUCAUCUCAGCUGUGCAAUUCACAAUCAGUCCAAUUUAAGUGUAAAUGUCAUUUUGAAGGUGGUACUUUGAAUUUUGAACAGCACUGUCUUCAUCGUGAACUAUUGUCGGCGUCCGUGUCAGCAAAUCUCUAUUUGUAUAGAUUUUUAUAAGAAAUAUGUUGCAUUCCCAUAGUCAACGUUCUUAUUUCUGCCCCCGACUCGAAAGAAAUAGGUGAAAUUAGUUAUAUAACUUUUUAUAUAUAUAUAAGUAUACAUUGUCCUCUUCAGCUGACACACAGCUCGUUGUGUACUAAGAUUUGCAGUUUUUACUUGUUUAGAACUGUACAAAAAACUGUCUAUAAUGUCAUUAUAAAGAUUUCUGUUACACUCAAA
Molecule: messenger RNA, 3485 nt
Organism: Syngnathus acus (greater pipefish)
Lineage: Eukaryota; Metazoa; Chordata; Actinopteri; Syngnathiformes; Syngnathidae
Gene: sp3a
Product: sp3a transcription factor
Exons: 7
Coding region: 173-2299 (708 amino acids)
Biological process (GO): regulation of transcription by RNA polymerase II
Molecular function (GO): DNA-binding transcription factor activity, RNA polymerase II-specific; RNA polymerase II cis-regulatory region sequence-specific DNA binding
Source: RefSeq, a predicted model, not a curated record